UCAUUAAAUCCACUCAUUUAAUCAUGGUCGGAUACGCUUCCCGUUUAUCACCUUUCCCUGUAUUAAUUCUAGCCGGAAUCGGGCUACUGUUGUGUAUUUAUCCACUAACAAUAUCAGGGACGCUGGAACAAAAAGAUAGAGUUGCUAGAAGCACAUCACCUGUGGAAGUCUGUCAGCCGCUUUCUUCUUCGGAUAAUCUGCGUUUAACAAUUUAUAUCACUAACAGCACCAUUGAAAUCGAUGAACUUGGUGGCGUUCCCGGCAAGUGGAAUCUUGGAGAGAGGUGCCAAGACCUUGUGUCCCAGACCACCGGAGGUGUUAGCUGUAAACAAAGGACUCGAACUAUUGUUGCAGACCUCAUUGAUCUGACUAAUGGGCGAACACAAACAAAGGAGGUUGUUGUGUCUUCUUGCGCGGCUUAUACUAUAUUGUAAUCGAAUUUCUUACUGGCACGUUGAAUUACAUUGUAAUAAAUCAGAAAUAGUAUUAGUGCAUGUUAUACUAAUUUUUUGAUCACAGAUGUUGUAAUCAAGAACAAAUUAAGAAUAUAGUUAGUAUUCAUUAUGUAGCUUUUGUCUCAAGUAAUAUCGUUCAGUGAUAUUUAGAAUUAUUAUGGGUAUGUCUACUUCUAUACAUUAUACUUUUUGCUGAUAGUAACAUAUCUCCGCUCUGUGCCUAAUUACUGUACCAUGACGGGCAAAACUGCAGCACAAACGUCACAAACCGAGUAAAAUAAAGUAUUCAAAAAAGGAGCAUGAAACAACUGAGAACUUUGACAACUUUGUCCAGUGCAUUAAAAUAAUCAAUUAUAUUUACUAUUUACCUAUAGAAAUUGAAAAUAUAUUGCUCGCAAAUGCUAAUAUUCGAAUAUUUUAAGACUUGCCUUAGUUUAACCCAGAACCUGGUACAAAUAAAAGGCUUCUAUUUAUCAUUAAGGAAAUCUUGAAA
Molecule: messenger RNA, 948 nt
Organism: Anneissia japonica
Lineage: Eukaryota; Metazoa; Echinodermata; Crinoidea; Comatulida; Comatulidae
Exons: 2
Coding region: 24-434 (136 amino acids)
Source: RefSeq, a predicted model, not a curated record